AUGGCCGUAGCGAUGCAGACGGAGGAUUUUCCUUACUUGCCUUCGGGGCCGGCGGAGGUAAAUAAGAUGAUAAAGGAGCAUGGUGACCUGUUUUCUGACUCCCAGUGUAAAGUCUGCAGUGCUGUCCUAAUUUCAGAGUCUCAGAAGUUGACUCAUUAUCAGAGCAAGAAACAUGCCAACAAAGUGCGGCGUUAUAUUUCCAUACAAAAUGAGAAGGAGCCCGCAUUGAAAAAGUUCAAGUCACAGUCAUCUGACAGUGUGGACUGUAACAACGGAGACACAGACCGGUCGAAGGUGUGUCAUGUAUGUAACAUGACCUUCUCCUCUCUUGUAGUGGCCGAGUCUCACUAUCAGGGCAAAGUUCACGCCAAGAACCUGAGACUGAAAACCGUCGGACCCCAGGCACCCGUACCCUCCCAAACAGCAACGGCAGUUCAGCCGAAGAAGAAGCCUUCAGAUGAUUCGAGCGCCACUUCAGCAACAGGCGACAACAACAACCCGGACCGUUUCUGCUCCAUCUGCCAGGCGUCUUUCAACAACCCGCUCAUGGCCCAGCAGCACUAUGUGGGCAAGAAGCAUAGAAAACAGAUGACAAAGCUCAAACUGAUGGAGACGUACGGCCCCUCCACAGCACCAGCUUCCACACUAAAGGGCUACCCAUGUACCAUCUGCAACAUUGAGCUAAACUCUGUGGAACAGUACCAGUCUCAUAUCAGUGGUGCCAAACAUAAGAACCAAAUGAAGAAAUCAGGCCUGAACCCCACAGAGAACCAACGUGCAGCAGAACAAUCGUUCGGUGGUGACAAUGAGUUUGCCGCCGGAGACGACCAGUUCACCACCGAGGACAACCAGUUCACCACCGAGGACAACCAGUUCACCACCGAGGAAAACCAGUUCACCACCGGGGAAAACCAGUUCAGCGCUGGCGAUGAACAGUACGCUGCUGGAGACAACAAUCAGUAUGCUCCUGAGGACACAGAGUACUCAGAGGAGUACCAGUAUACCUGAGACUGAGCUGGAAGAGGGACUGCUGAGGUUACAGUCGGGACUUGGAAUGACACACAACAACCAGCCCCUUUAACACAUUAACAAAGCAUCAGCCUCCAUGGACCUUCAGUUCCUGUCUGAGUCUCUUCUCCGUAGAUUUCCCCCAGAUCAGAGGACCCAAUAUGGAAUUUGAUCACUUUUGGUUCCCAAACCAAACGAUUAAAGAAUGUCUUUUUUGGCUGGAUCGUAACUGCAGGGCCAGCUGUAUAAAUGCUAAAGUCCGUGACUGAUUGAUUGAUUGUCUGAUGAAGUUACACAAUUGGUCAACCGAAUGCCGCCACUUCCUGUAUCUGUUGCCAAAAAAAGGCCUUGUUUCAAACUAAAAACCCUCCUGCGUUUUGUACACAGUCCAAGUCUUGCCCUACUUAAUAUUUCUCCCCUUUCUGAAAAAAGCUUUUGACAUGAGGACAGGUAAAAUGACAGUGAGCCUUUCAACAUGUGAGCACAGGUUCAGCAGUGAUACAGCUGUGCCCACAAUCACCAUAAAGAAAGUCUCUGAGAGUUCAGCUAGCUUUACCUUCUGUAACAAACGUGUGCUGACUAAAAAAAAUUCUCUAUAUCCAUGUAAAUUAAGUUGGGGCACUGUGUGAAAUUUGUUGAUGCUGGUGCUGACACUGCAUUUAUAAAAUAAUCAAUAAUUUAUAGAUAAAUAAAAUGGGCAAAUACCUGAUCGGAUAAUACAAAUAAGACUACAAACCUCUUCAGAGAUAAUAAACUAACCUUCUGUACUUGAGUAUUCGAUACCUUGUGCCACAGACCUAUUUUGGGCAGGGCUAAAAGCAUUGAGAUUUGAUGUACUUACAUUAUUAUUAGAAUUAAAAUAAUAGCAUGAAGAGGUCAAAAUGACAGGAGAUUAUUGCGGCAGCACUGAAAGCAUUAUUGGACCGUGACAGGACAUAGUAGGGUAUUUCUUUGUUCAACCCCUACUAACUUCUAACCAAUACUAACAUCUCGCAUCAGGAGCCAAAUGUAACCAGUUCAGAGCAAAACCGCUUUCUGGUUCCUCUGCUAAACCUGAAUUUAUUUUGGUUUGCAUCUCCCGUGAAUGUAGUUAUUGAAACAUGCUCAACUUCUUUUCUCUGCAAGUUUGACUAUUUCUAAAUCUGGUGUUGAGGAUGUAGUCAUUAGGAAAGUGAAUUCAAAGUCAGUCACUAAUUACAGUUGGUUGACUGAUUAAAAAUCCCUUCACAUGUGAUUUUUUUUUGGGGGACGGUUGGUGGGUCGGGGGGUUAAUUUUAUGGAGUCUGUAGCCAGUGUUUAAUAAUGUCACUGCUCUACAGACAGAUGGAAACAAGUCUGAAUCUAGAUGCUGCAUUUAAUCUGUUAAAACUGAUAUUAGAUUUAUUUUAUAAUUAUUUGGUUUUACAGCUCUUUUGUCCUUUUUUAUUUAAACCUGGAAUAUCUCCAGAAACACUUUUUUUUGUCAUUGAAAUAUUUGCUUCUUACCAGAUUGUUAUUUUAUUAGAUUUUUUUUAUAAUAUUCUGGACGAUGAUGAUAUUCAGUCAUUCAGUACAGUCAUCUUCACUGUAAAAAGACGACCCAAAGUUUGGCAAAACUUGACGGAUUUACGUAAAGAUUUUCUUUUUCUUUUUUUAGUCGAUUGUUUGGUUGGUCAGUCACGUGUUGUUAUUUUAUUAUCUCCACUAAACAUAAAAUUGUGACAGUGAAGAUCUUUAUUGGAGGCUCAUCGUUAUACCGGUGAAAGGUACAGGGUUAUUGUGACUUCAUGGGUACUAAACUAGAUUAAGCACCAGAAUUUGUUUAAACCCCAUGCUGUCACUGAUUGUCAAAAAUAAGCAUUUUUUAGAAAGUUGAUGUCAUU
Scomber scombrus (Atlantic mackerel) is the source of this 2870-nucleotide messenger RNA. It is a transcript of the gene znf346, whose product is annotated as zinc finger protein 346. The transcript has 7 exons. Gene Ontology annotation, molecular function: nucleic acid binding; zinc ion binding. Lineage: Eukaryota; Metazoa; Chordata; Actinopteri; Scombriformes; Scombridae. The record is from RefSeq and is a predicted model, not a curated record. The coding region runs from base 1 to 1008 and encodes 335 amino acids.